GACAUAAGGGAAACAAGGACUUCCAUAUCCUGUUCCUCCCACAGACAAAGUUUCUCCUUUUCGUUGAUUCUUCCUGGCCAUGGAUAGAUCCACGCAAGAACUUUUCCUCAACUUCAUGAUAGUCCUGAUCACAGUACUCCUCAUGUGGCUUCUAGUGAAGUCUUAUCAAGACUGAAAGACUCA
Thamnophis elegans (Western terrestrial garter snake) is the source of this 183-nucleotide messenger RNA. RefSeq names its product sarcolipin (gene SLN). The record is from RefSeq and is a predicted model, not a curated record. The transcript has a single exon. Gene Ontology annotation, cellular component: membrane. NCBI's taxonomy places the organism in Eukaryota, Metazoa, Chordata, Lepidosauria, Squamata, Natricidae. Gene Ontology annotation, molecular function: enzyme regulator activity. The coding region runs from base 80 to 175 and encodes 31 amino acids.